Messenger RNA from Selaginella moellendorffii, 2896 nucleotides. RefSeq names its product pentatricopeptide repeat-containing protein At4g02750-like. NCBI's taxonomy places the organism in Eukaryota, Viridiplantae, Streptophyta, Lycopodiopsida, Selaginellales, Selaginellaceae. The record is from RefSeq and is a predicted model, not a curated record. The transcript has a single exon. Gene Ontology annotation, biological process: RNA modification. Gene Ontology annotation, molecular function: protein binding; RNA binding. The coding region runs from base 1 to 2208 and encodes 735 amino acids.
AUGAAACCUGUCGUAAAGUCCAAAUCUCAAGAACUUUGCGAGGUUGACGAGCUCGCGAUCUUGAUUAGAUCCUGUGGAGCUCUUCGCGAUGUGUCGAGAGCCCGAGACGCCCACUCUCGCGUCGCUGCGAGCCAGCAUUCGCAGAACAGGUAUCUCUCCAAUCUCAUCGUCGAAUUGUAUGGAAAGUGUGGAGCGAUCGAUGAAGCUCGAUCGGUGUUUGAUUCCAUUCGCCGCCCCAAUUCCUUCUCUUGGGGUAUCAUGCUGUCCGCCUACGUUGAUAGUGGCAGCCUCGAUCAGGCCAGAAACUUCUUCGAUCGAAUCCCUUGGAAGAAUUCGGUGUGCUGGAAUUCGAUGAUCGCCGCGUAUGCUCGUCUUGGAUCUAUCGAGGAAACGCAGAGAUUGUUCGAUCAAAUGCCCGUCAAGGACAUGGUUUCAUGGACGACUUUGAUAUCCCUCUAUGCCCAAAAAGGAGAUCUCACGAAAGCAAAGCUCCUGUUUGAUGGGCUCGUAGAUCCAGAUCCAAUUGCUUGGAACACAAUCAUCCAGGCAUUUGGAACAAAUGGUUUAGUCAACGAAGCAAAGGAUUAUUUCGAUAGAAUGCCACAGCGAGAUUUGCGUGCGUGGACGUCGAUGCUCUCGGCAUAUGCCUUAAGCGGGCAUCUUGACGAGGCAAAAGUAGUUUUUGAUAGAAUGCCCGACCGCGACGUGGUGACGUGGACGGCCAUGGUCUCGGCAUAUGCCCAGGCAAGGCAUAUUAGCGAGGCGUUGAGAAUCUUUGACGAAUCUCCCGAGUUUACCAUAGUGUCGUACAAUGCGGUACUUACAAUGCAUGCACAGCAUGGUAACGUGAAUGAGGCGAAGCGUCUGUUUGACGAAAUGGUCACGCACGAUGUUUUCUCGUGGAACGCGAUGCUAAUGGCAUAUGCCCAAGCCGGGCAUAUGCGGGAAUCGGAGAGCCUAUUCCGGCAAAUGCCCAUGCACGACAUUGCCUCGUGGAGCUUGAUGCUGGGCGCAUAUGCCGGCGAGAGUGGCAUUGAUGCCGCUAGGGCCACGCUGGACGCCAUGCCGGAGUUCAAUGUGGUCAGCUGGAACACCAUGAUUGGCGCGUACGGGCGGUACGGAGAGACCAACGCGGCAUCACGACUUUUCGACUCGAUGAACGAAAGGGAUAUUCUUUCCUGGAAUGCGCUCUUGACGGCAUUUGCCCAGGGCGGCGAUCUGGAAGAUGCCAAGUCGCGGUUUGACUUGAUGCCGGAGUGGAAUCUCGCAUCUUGGACGACGCUGGUCACCGCAUAUUCCGAGAAGGGUCAACUGGAGCAGGCCAGGCUGGUGUUCGAUUCCAUGCCCGAGCACGACAUCGUGUCGUGUACGUCCCUCAUCGCAGCGUACGGACUCCAGGGACACGUGCACGAAUCCGAGCAGGUGUUUGGACGCAUGCCCUUACAAAAUGCCGCCACGUGCACGGCUAUGAUUGCGUCCUACGGCCACGGGGGUCAUCUGGACCGCGCGAAGGAAGCUUUCGACGGCAUCCGCGAGCGCGACAUGGUGGCCUGGAACGCGAUCAUAGCAGCAUAUUCACAGAAUCUUCACCUCAAACAAGCCGAGGCGACCUUUGCGGUGCUACCAUGGCGGGACAUGGUGACGUGGAACACCAUGGUCGCGGCAUAUGCCCAAAACGGGCAUCUCCUCGCGGCAAAGCUCACGUUUGAGAGGAUGCCAAGGCGGGACGCCACGUCGUGGUGUACCAUGGUCGCGGCAUAUUCCAGAUUCGCGGGGAGAUCCAUUGCCACCCAGGCUUUCAGGAGCAUGGAAAUGGAGGGAAUCGAGCUGAAUCCCGCGGCAUUCUCAAAGAUUCUCGCCGGAUGCAGCCAUGCCGGCCUCAUAUCCGAGAGCUUGUCCUACUUUUCCUCUAUGGGCGAGAACUAUGACAUGGUGGCGUCCAAAGAACACUAUUGCAGCCUGGUUGACGCUCUCGGGAGAUCCGGCAAGCUUGGAGAGGCGAGAGAUUUGAUAGACAACAUGCCAUUCAUCGCCGACGUUGUGGUUUGUGGAUCACUCCUCGCAUCUUGCGAGAGAAGCUCGAAUCUAAAUGUUGGUCGAGAUAUCGCCAAGAACAUCCUAUCGAUCGAUCCACGAAAUGGGAGCUCGUGUGUAGCUCUAGCAAACACCAUUGCUCAAAGACCCUUAAACCUAGAGCAAACGAUUUAAACGGGACUUUUAGGGCAUACGUCAGCCAAAAGCCCUAAAGGUCAUUAAUCGCGUUUACUUUCUCCUUCCAUUUGCCCUCAUCUCUUUCUUUCGUCUUUGCUUUGUCCGUUUUCUCCUGGUUUACAUUCUUUCCGAGGCUGUGCUGCUGCGAUGGCGCUAGCGAUGCCGAUGCCGAUGGCGAGCCGCGCGCCAUAGCCGCGGUUCUUCCAGGCUCAUCGGCUCAUCGCCAAUUGGCCACAAAUCUUUCGGCCGGAGGCGGAAUUCGGGGUCGCGCGAUCGCGAGGGCGAGGGUUUUGCUGCGUGGAUCUUGCGCGAUCAGAUCGCAUUUCUAGGUAUGUGUCACUGCCGGAGCAGCCGGAUUGCAUGGCGAAAUUGAGAUCUCGAUUUUUAGGGCAAUUCUUUCUUUGUGAGCUUGCUUCUCGCGGAAUCCAUUGCCGAUUGACUCUUUCUGGGAAGCUCGUUCAUCGUUUCUGUGGUCUUUUCUUUUCUCCUUCAUUUUACUCUCGUGUCUUUCUUUUCUUUUUACAACUCUUUCUGUGAGCACUGUGGUGUCUGGGAUUUGAGAUCACAUCUUGUCAAUCUAGUGUUUUUUCGAUACUUUGUUCUCGUGGUUUUCUUGCUGGUUGUCGUUACACCUGUAAAAUGCCUUGAGAGCUUUCUUUCAAACUAAGUUUCUCUGUGUUUGUCA